Messenger RNA from Colletotrichum graminicola M1.001, 660 nucleotides. RefSeq lists its product as uncharacterized. The record is from RefSeq and is a predicted model, not a curated record. Bases 1 to 660 code for a protein of 219 amino acids. The transcript is spliced from 3 exons. NCBI's taxonomy places the organism in Eukaryota, Fungi, Ascomycota, Sordariomycetes, Glomerellales, Glomerellaceae.
AUGAGUUCUGCUUCCAAUGCGGCGGCGCUUGGCAUGGAGGAUGUACUCGUGGGUGCGGGCUCUAUCCACAGGAGGGGCAAAACCGUGUCCCGGUGCGCGAGCGAGACGGGAGAUAUCAUCAGGGGCAGAACCCGGACGACUUUCCCGCGAUUGUGCGGCAGGAGGGUGUGCCUCAGCCUGAGCCUCUACCUCAACCACUACCGCUACCGGGACCGGAACCAGUACCGCAAGAGCAGCCGAUGCAACUGCCACAAGCCGGCUUGUUUCGUCCACAAGCGGAUGAUGGUUUGUGGGAACCUAUACCCCCAGCCCGAGAAUCGAAACUGGAGAGCCGACCCCAGAGCUCAUCGUCGUAGACCCCAGGAGGGCGCGCGUGCGUGGCCCAUUUUCGAGAUCCACCCCGAGGACCCCCAGUGCAACCACCACCUCCCCACGUCAUGGGAAGUCGAGAAUAUGAACAACCGGCCGAUGCCGCCGCAGUGCAUCUUCUGCAGGUCGCGGGACGGGGCUGUCUAUUUCCGGUGCCAGGCUGGCUCCGACAUGCUCUCGGGCUCUGGUAAGUCCGACUCCUCAAUGGAGAACGGGGAGCUGCUGGCGCCGGUUAUUGGAUUCAAUAUUUCUGCCAAAGUGGGUGGCAGGGCUGGUCUCCUGAGGAGGUGA